GGUUACCACAUCACUUACAGUAAAGUGGGGGAAGGGAGAGGGGAGGGGAUUAUCCUGAAGUAUAUUUACCAGGUACACUAAAAGUGAGGAGAUUGAAAGGCUCUCACAGGAGCUAACCCACCUGUAUAGCAAGCCAUAGGAAUAGGGAUGCUUCGAACAUCACCGUUGUAAGAUCGUGGUCUACAGGUAUAGCUGCCUCGAAGGCUGAUAGUGUAAUGCCAAAUAUCGGUAGGGCCCAUCUGCAUAUCAAGCUAGAGCCUAGAUCGUUGAUCUCAACCGAGACCGUGGCUUCGGCUCUAGUGCUGUGGUGAAGGCAGAAGCUAGGCAACUCGACGAAAACUUGGAGAUGAGAUGGGUUGCUCACAGAUACAGAUAGUGUCUUUCUCCCUUUGCCGUUCGUGUUAUUGUUUUUCAUAUUGGGUGUUGGCUUAAACUUCAACCUACUUCAAUUUUUCGAAACAUCAGCCCAGGGAACUGUCGGGGUAUACACUUACAUGUGAUAAUACUUCAUCGAUCAAUGCUUUGCUAUUUUGAGGUCUGAUUCACCUCAAAUUAUUGUCUGCAUACCAGUGGCUGUCUUUGGAUGAAGCUAAGCAAUGAGAACAUAAGCAAUAUCAAAUGAAGGGCAAUAAUUUCAACCAAUUGAUAGGUGGACGAGACUGUUUGGCUAAAGGCGGUCAAUGCAAAUCGCUGCUGAGCGGGUGCGAUCGGGCAAACGGCUCACUUCAGUUACUGCAAAUUCUUCCACUCGCGACUUUGAACACACAACCACAAACAAAUUCCCACUUUCGACGUUUUCACCAAGAACUUCUCCUAGAAUUCAAAAAUUUCCGCAGCAUCAUCCUUGAUUUUUUCCGAUCCUUGGCAAAGCUACGAGAGACGUGGAAGUAUCACAAAAUUACCAAGCUUUAUAACUUACGAAAUAUCAUCCAUCAGGUCUAGUUCCUUCCUCUAACAACUGGAGAACAACAAGGCACGAUUUGCUCAACAUGGCGAAGAAACGCCAGAAGACUUCGCGUCCAGCACCAUGUGUUGAAGAUGGAUCCGAUUUAGAGGAUGAAGAUGGCAAUGGUGGUAUUGAUUCAGACGAUCAAGCACCAGGUCUUCAUGAUCAAAAGAGGAGAACCGAUGAGAGUAAACAGUGGAACACCCUCAGCUUCGCGGAGGGAAUCGACUCAAGUCUUCCUCCACUUACUACUGCCACGGAAUUUAUGGAGAUCUUGCUUGAAAGAUUGUUGAAUGGGGGAUUCAAAGACGUUAUAAAGCACCUCAAUGGUCGGCCUUUGCGCGUCGCCACCGCAUGUUCCGGCACUGAAGCACCCAUCCUGUUUCUGAAUUCUUUUUCCGAAGGAUUAAGGAAAAGAGGUCAUGACUUCAGAAUUGAGCAUGUCUUCUCAUGUGAAAUUGAUCCGGCUAAACAAUCUUACAUUCGUCGAAACUUUCAUAAUGUUCCUAUUCUACGUGAUAUCACAGAAGUCUUCGAGUGGGAGGGUAACCCUGAAAAGAUAGGUUUUAUGACUACCGCUUUUGGUAGAACUUAUGCGCUUCCAGCACCGGGUACAGUUGACGUUAUCAUCGUUGGUACUUCUUGCACCAGCUAUUCCAAUUUGAACAACCAAAAGAGUACGGACUUGGAGAGAGACCAAACUGAGUCAUCGCGCACUUUCCGCGCAUAUGUUUUGCUUGUUAAGUAUCUAAAAGCAAAGAUCGCUAUCAGCGAAAAUGUCCUGAGUGGCCCUUUCGAGGCUAUGAUUAAAAUGCUGGGCGAUCACGGUUACAUCGGUGGCUCAGCAAACCUCGACAGCAAGCAUUAUGGCAUUCCCCAAACCCGCCAACGCGGUUAUCUCAUUGCCCUCCCUGAAUCCUCUCUGGGACCCGAUGAGAUAGAAGAGUAUAAACUUAUAAAGACAUGGAAAAUAUACUAUGCUAACAUGAAAGUCAUGUGUUCGCGCCCUGCUAGCAGUGACGCUGAGCAGUGGAUGGAGCCAUCUGAUUCAAAGGCACUCCGGUCUCAGGUCGAAUUUCAAGUUGAAUCACGUGCGGUCGCAAAGUGGGAUACGUGCUGUGCGAGGCAUUUUGAUUAUCGCCAUGCACAGGGCUUCGGUACUUCUAAGCCUAUUACCGAUUGGCGCAGUGCGGGCAACUAUUGUCAUCCUGAUAAUUGGCCCCGUAAUCUUAAAGGCUUUGUAGAACGUGUUCACGACGUUACUGAUGUCAGCCAUUUGCGUGGCAUAUGCCGAGGUUAUGAUGACCGUUACCUCAGUCGAAACAUCGAUUUGUCACAAAACGUUUAUGUUCAGCACGAUAACGUGAAGUGCGGUCUAUUGCCUUGCUUGACACCAAACGGUGUCAUGUUUAAUACUGCACGUGGUAGCAAGCUUACUGGUGAAGAAUAUCUUCGCCUCCAGGGAAUUGAUACUAAUAGUCUUGAACUUGGUGGUAUUUCUCAACAAGACUUGAGAAACCUUGCUGGCAAUGCGAUGACAGUCACAGUGGUUGGAAGUGUAACGACGUUCGCGCUUCUUAAGUACUUCUCAAAGCUCACUCCAGGCGAUGGCGUCAAAAUUCCAGCCCAGGACAUAGUGAAACAGAGUUUCCGUGGCGGAGAAGACAUGCUCAACUCAUAUGAAGAUAUUACGGUUGUUCGGCGGCCUUUGACUUUUGGAGAAUGUGUUCAUCUCGUCGAGUCUUCUGCAAAAUACUGCUAUUGCGAAGCACAAACUGAUAUAUCACGAUCGUCAAUUGUCAAAUGCAAGAACUGUGGGCAUGUUUCAUGUACUAACUGUGGGAUUAAGCCGCGUCAUGCCUAUGAGCCUUUGGAUCUCUACAUUGGCCCUCGAGGUACCAAGGGUAUUACUCCUCGUAUUUCGCCUUCGUCCAUCGAGUUCAAUAUUGCUGAACGUCUGCCAAUGAUGGUUUCAAUAUCAGGGUUGUUCGCCUCGGACUGCCAAGUGUUAUCGAUUCUCGAAGAAGUUGCUACUGGUGACAUUGAUCAUAAUCAGUGGGCUGCCUUGCGUAAUUCUUUUUUAAAUUGCCUACAAUCCAUAGUCAAGUUUCAGAAGCCGGUCCGAUCUUUUGCUUGGAAUUUUACAUGGCUUUCGGAGCACGCCAGAUUGGAGUUAUCUCUUAGCAACGACAAGAUUCAAUGGGUUCUGUACGCUUUGCCACCUCCUACGGCGGCUGUUAACAGUUCGUUGAGGAGAUAUCUUACAAAAUUUCCUCUCGCAAGAACAGUCCCUAUUAACGCGUCUGAUGACAGCUCAAGAACCAUAUUCGAUUGCACAUGGCAGAUAUGGCAGCCAAAGAUUCGCACCGCUCAGGCGACUAUCAGCUAUGGAGGCGACCUCAUUUCGACUUACGAAAGCUCAAUCGAUCUUCCUGCCUGGAAAGGAGAUUUUAUAUUCUCAAAGAAAACCAUCCAGGUCCUAGAUGAUCAUCCCGCGUUCGGGGAAAUCAAUGGUGUUUAUAUAGCGCAUCCGGAAUGUCAACAGGCUUUUAAUAGCUACCAUUCCAAGAAUGGCACUGCCGGAGGAGAUAAUCAAAUACAUUUUUUCUUCGAUCAUGAAGGAGGCACAGGGGACUGGAACAAGCAUGGGUUUGUCUUCACUUACGAUCAAACACGCAAAGAAUUUGGAGUAUGCAGACAAAUCAUUGCUUCGCUUUGCACCUCGUGGGAACAGCCCAUAGCAAAAAAACUUAAUGGUGCUACUUAUCAAUAUGGAGAUACCGUGUACAAAAGUCUUCCCUUGCUAAAAGAAGGAAUGAGUGAAGUUGUCGAGAUUACCUCCUUUGGGAGCUGGACCACAACACCCGAAAUCAUCAGUCCUAUGGCUACCAAGUUGUCUGACCGAUCUUCUAUGGUUGUCUACGAAAAGUUCAACUCACUUAAUCCAAAGCUUCUUCUCGAGACUGAUUGCAAAAACAUGCUUAGUGCAUUUUCUUGCAAAGCAUAUACGAAUGUUAUACCUCCUUAUUGGGAACCAGAUCAUUGGAUCAACGUCACUAAGCAAAAUGGUACCCAAUUUUUUAAGGGCUGUUACCAUCUGUUAGCUCGUGGCUUGGUUACUCCAGGAAUCGAUGAGGCCGAUCCGCCUUGGAUUCCAUGCAACAAACAAGGCGACUCUUCAUGUCGGUGCGACGAUUGUGCACCACCCAAGCCAGAUAUGCUAUGGCAUUUGAAGAGAAGCGGGCAAAGAAUUCAGCAAACCCCAUUCGAAAAUCCACCAGCAGCUGCGAUCUUUGAGACUUUAACAAAGAAUGCGCCGCCGUCAAUGCAGCAAUGGGUCAGAUUCCUCAGGAAAGAUGCCUUCUUUCAAUUCGAGUAUCAAUUCCUUAUCUGUCCCGCGGUUUUGUGUCAUCAAGCAGCUGCGCUUCUUAAUUUGUUUCCACGCCCAGAGAUUCCUGUGCACCUCUCGUGGCGUUUCCUUCCUGGAGCUUGGGGAAGCAGUAAAUUACCAACGCGAAUGUUUUCAUAUUUCAAUACAGAAACCUUAAAGAUGUCAGAACAGCCAAUUACAUUUGUUCCAGGAAAGAAGCUCCGCAAUGAGCAACUCAAAACUCUGACAUGGAUGGUAAAGCAAGAGAGGUGCCCACCGUCUUUCAUGGAGAGAGAAAUUGUUGAAAUUUGUCAAAAUGACUUGGCAUUCAGACUUGAAGGCCGAGCUUCUCGAAUAGUAAAACACCGUGCUGGACUAAUUGCUGCUGCCGUUGGAUAUGGCAAGACGGUUCUUACUUUUGCUUUAAUGGGCAGGCAGCGUCGUAUGGAUCGCCUAUGGGCCAACAACCCUAAUAUCAAUGGUCAAAUUCAUGUCAAAGCAACGCUGGUUUUGGUUCCAACGCAUCUGACUAUACAGUGGCGAGAUGAGGGAUGCUCGUUCAUUGGUUAUGAUGCUAAGGAUGAUGCAAGAAUUAUAACACUCAGAUCAUUUACAGACGUUAGGGCUCUGACUGUUGAAGAUGUUCGGAGAGCAGAGCUAGUAAUUUGCAGCUCUGCCUUGUUCGAUAAUGAAGGAUACUUGAAACUCAUGGCGAAGAACGCUGGAGUUGUUAAUUUGGCCAAAGGCGCGACUGACAGAGCCAAGGAAGCUUGGUAUCUUAAUGCUCAGAAAGAGAGACGGGAGCUCUUGGCGUAUCUUUUGGAAAGGCUCCCAAUGGAAGUAGAUGAGAACGACAAAGCAGCUCCUGCCCGAAACGCUAAAAUUAUCAAGAACUUCAACAAGAAGACUUUUCAGAAAUACAAGAAAAAUGUUGCGGAUGCUGGGGUUAAUGAGCCACAUAUUCCUUCAAUGCGGCGUAAGGGCGCAGAACUUGUUAAAUAUCUCAUGGAGGAAGCCAAGAAGGAUUUCAAGGGCAAGGGCAAACCCAGAACUAAUGUCUUGAUUGAUGAGGCAGAUGCUGAGAAGACGUUCGAGUUCCACUACUUUGAAGAUGAUUGUGUUGAUGGCCUUACUGGGGUAUGUUUGUCAGAUUUUGCCUGGUCUCGGUGCGUCAUAGAUGAAGUUGGCUACAUAACCCGCAGGAAUAUGCAGGUGGCUAUAUAUUCACUGACAGCUCAAUCCCGGUGGGCCUUGUCAGCAACACCUGAUAUUGUUGAUUUCAAAUCGACUUCAAGAAUUGCCCGGUGCCUUGGUAUUAAUCUCGGUGUCGACGACCAGGAGACACUCCGCAAUGAUAAGAAUUUGACUAGCGCGGAAAGGUUUUUAUCCUAUGGACCUGACGCAUCGGCAACCUGGCAUUCUCAAAGACUCCAAGUUGCUCAAGAUUUUUGCGAUACUUUCAUCCGCUACGACGCGAAAAAGGGAAAUGGACAAUACAAUCGCCUUCACCGUUUCACUGUAAUGCCGUUUGCCACAGCACAGUUGGCAUGUUACCUCAUCAUGAGAGCCGACGUUAUUAACAAGAGCUACAUGAUGCCAAGAGCUAAAGCUAACACCAUUCGAAGUUCGGUCAAAUUGGAAAUCUCAAAAGUUUAUGGUAAGGAUACAGACGGUCGACUGAGAUUAACCAAAGCCGCAUCAUUCUUCCCGGAGCACGCUAGAAAGGAUACAAAAUAUAAACUUAAGACUAUCAAAGACUUGAAAGCAGCCGCGCUCAAUGAAAUCAAUGCUUCGAAAAACUAUUUGCGCCAACAGAUGGAGCUACUCGAUUAUUUGGUGACAGAGAAAUUAGUCUUCAAGGAUGCCCAACUGGUUCUUAGAUAUAGGAACUGGGAAACUCAAGUUUUAGCCGGAUAUCGUUACCCCGACCCCGACGCUCUUCUUGAUAUCCUCCAAGUUGUCAAAGGCGUUCGAAGGACAAAGUCUAGUAAGACCAAAGAUGACUUUUACUAUGAAAAUCCUGGUCCUGCUUAUGGUCGCCGUCUCUGGCCUUCUCAAACUGAGACAAUCAUGCACAACGGUCGCAAAACGCUUGGUCUAAUUGCCGAAUUUAAGAUAGGGCUCAUCGAAUUAAACAAAACUGCUAUGGACCUUAUGCAAUUUAGAGCGGAUUAUCGCUAUUAUAGGUCUGUGGGGCAGAUUGACCAAGCUGGUAGCGUAACACCUGCAGGAAGUCUCACUUGUAACUGUUGCAACAAGAGUACACCUUUGUACGAAGCAGUCAUUCAAGGUAGCUGUGGCCAUAUCCUAUGUAGGAAAUGCAACGAAACCUCAUCGGAAGGCAAUUGCCCAAUUGAACACUGUGCUGCGCAAUCACUAGAUGACCAAAAGUACUUGGCGUCAUCCUUAUAUUCUUCGGCUGGAAAAUUUCCCGAGCGCAAAGAACCAGGAACUAAACCCGACGAGCUUUCACUAUUCUGGAAUAACCCAAGUGUUCGAGUCGACAAGCUGACAGCUAUGCGGUCGAUCUUCUGGAAGCACGAUGACGGCAAGAAUAAAUUCAUUGUAUUCAGUCCCCUACCAGAGUACUUGCUCAUUGCUCAGCAAAUGAUGGAAGCUGAUGGUGUUCCUUGUAUCAACCUGAAGGGCAAGAAGAAGGAUGUCGCUGACUAUCUUGAAAACUUCAAGCAAAAUAGAGGCAUGCGAUUCAGGGAUGACAAAAAACAGGCCAAGCCCAGAACACCUGCACAAAUCAAAGCGGCAGAAACUAGAGCUGCAAAAGCAAAAGCGGUAAAGGCUACAAAGGCUACAAAGGCUGCGGAAGUGACCGGUGUCCCAGUUGAUGCUGAUGCUAUUUCUGGUGGUGCGGCACCGGCUUCUUUUGAGCUAAGCAUUCGGGUUAAUCCAAAUUCUCAAAUCCCCCAAAAGAGAAAGAGGAAAGCUAUGGCUACAAAAGGUAAAGCUGCAGAAGUUGAAGUAGAAUCUGUUGGUAUUGCACCAGUCGAUAGUGACACUACUCCGGUCGAAUUCACGCCAGCUUCUGUCGAGACAAACAUUCAGGUCAAACCAGCCUUUCAAGGGCCCCAAAAAAGAAAAAGAAAUGAUUCUGUCGACAACACUCUAAUGGAUCCGGUUUCCAAAGUUCGCCGUGUUACCUUACCAGAUUCAGUUGAUCCAACGCCAGUUGCUUCAGAGUCCACACUUGUUUCAGAUUCUCAAGGUGCUUCGGUCGGCCACGACGACGUGGUGAGCAGUACACAUGCCGAUCUUGAGACCGAGCGGAGAGCUGAGCUUGAUACUGCUUUUAAUUCCGAUCCUCCUGCGCCAAUUGCAACACAAACCCCUUACUCAACUCAUCUUGUGCCAAAUAUAACAAUACAGCCCCAAUUAAACGCUGAGGAUUAUAUGAUUACGACUAAAUUGGGACAUGAGGUUGAUCAUGCUGGAAAUAUUAUUUACGCGGAUCAGGAUAACCCUAUUCAAGCUCGUGAACUCAUUGAUGAUGAAAAUGCAGCUUAUGAUGCUCCUCCGCCCUCAUUCCCUGUCUCAAAUCCUACUCGAUCUGCGAAAGAGACAAAAAGGGCUAUAAAGGCAUGGAUAGCUGGCAACGAGAAGAUGAUUCAAUAUCCACCACUUAAUUCUUCUGAGCUCGAAGACAUUAAGGAAGCCGCUGCUCCUGAAGCCCGCAUACGUAAUGCUCUCGCAGACGAUGUGCCUGUAGAUUGGACUCGCGUUGGCAAGGAGGCGUUUGAUCCUGAAGACUUUGCUGAGAACCCUGAUCCCACCGCUCGUAUCUUGUUUCUCGACAUUGCCGACGAGUCUGCUGCCGGAUCCAAUUUAACUGUCGCUCAGCACAUCAUCUUCUUGACUCCUUACUUUGCCGAAAAGCAAAAGUACAAUUCUUCAAUGACUCAGGCAAUGGGUCGUGCAAUUCGUCAAGGUCAAGCACCAGGUAGCACUGUGACUGUUCAUCAUCUACUUGUUCAGGAUUCUGUCGAGACUGAUAUUGCUUUUCAACUUAUGGAUGAUCAAUUUCCAGGAAGGAUCAAUGCAACGCAUUUACUUUCUAAACAUAAAUCUAACAUUGAACCUGCCUUUUUCAACAGAUAGGCUAAGCUGUUAGGCUCAUGUUGUUUCUGCACGGUCUCUCUCUUCGUCGACCAUGUUCAAACUGCAAAUCUGCUAUACAAUACCGGCUAGUGUAUGCUCUAACAUAUGUGUACGAACGCUAUUUACUCAGUCUGUAUACCUCAGAGUUCAAGUCUUACUCACUCACUUCCUUUGGUCAAGCUACAUAAGGGAUACAUGGAUUUAGAUCGAGUAGAUCAUUCAAAAUUACACGAGAGAAUUUUUCAUUCGAGGUGGCUACUUUCGAGAUUUUCAUUUCAUUUAUUACUCGCAAGGGAUUGGUUGAUUGUUUCACAGGUUGCAGUAGUGAGGGCGGUAGUAAUCACUUCAGUGUUCUUCAAAAAGAGGAGUUUGUCUUUCAAAUGUAGUAGAUAGUAUGAAUUCUCAGAUUAGUAUUAGUCAGUUUUGUCUUCGACGUAUGUCGUGGACUAAUGUUCAGAUAUCUCGUUUCUAGACGAUGAGAAAGGAUACUCAUUUCAUUUGUUUUUAGCUAUUACGAGACUUCUUCCAGUCGCAUAAAUGCUUCCAACAGAAAUAGAAUAAGAAUCAUGGAUUUUUAUAUUAAAUAGAACCGACUAACUUUACA
Molecule: messenger RNA, 9030 nt
Organism: Botrytis cinerea B05.10
Lineage: Eukaryota; Fungi; Ascomycota; Leotiomycetes; Helotiales; Sclerotiniaceae
Exons: 6
Coding region: 990-8426 (2478 amino acids)
Molecular function (GO): methyltransferase activity
Source: RefSeq, a predicted model, not a curated record